Molecule: messenger RNA, 2110 nt
Organism: Sitodiplosis mosellana (orange wheat blossom midge)
Lineage: Eukaryota; Metazoa; Arthropoda; Insecta; Diptera; Cecidomyiidae
Gene: Fsn
Product: F-box/SPRY domain-containing protein 1
Exons: 3
Coding region: 943-1713 (256 amino acids)
Biological process (GO): synapse assembly involved in innervation; proteasome-mediated ubiquitin-dependent protein catabolic process
Cellular component (GO): SCF ubiquitin ligase complex; synapse
Molecular function (GO): protein binding
Source: RefSeq, a predicted model, not a curated record
CGUUGGUCUACUUGAAUCAAGUAGCUUGAAAGCAAAACAAACAACGAUCGGUUAAACGUAAAAGUGCAUCAAUCGCUGUCAUCGGCGCAUCAAAUUCAUCGGAUUCGUUUGUUUUGCCAAAUUGUAAAUAGUUGGCUGAUAAAAAUUGCCGGACAUCGCGUGAUGGCACAAUUUUGCACAUUUGUUCAUUUUUUUUUUCUGACAUCAACCAAGAGAUGUGCCAUUACGCAUGUGCCUAAACUCGAUUGACAAUUGCGAUUGGAAUAACAAGUCUUCUUCCUUCUUUUUUUUUUGUGUAUACGUGAACUGGAUUAGCAUUCUUUUUAAGACAGAUAUACAAUAGAGGAAUAAAAAGCGAGAAGAGGAUUUAGUUUUUUUUAGUGUCCAGCGAAAAGUGUGCUUGAAUUUUUUAUAUUGGAGUAAAACGAAAAACGAGAGUGAGAGAAAGACUUUUAAGCGUAUUGUUUGCAUUUGCAAGCAGCAUUGAAAUUGUGGCCAUCGGUCGGAGAGACAAGUGAGAGAGAGAAUAUCCGCAGGAAGCCAAGCAAACGUUGAUGUCUUCUCAUCAUAAUUUGCUGUUUAAUUUUAUGUUUCCAUUUGGAAUUGACAGUCGCCGACGCACAUUUUCACAUCAAUGUUGACUUGGUCGUCGUUGUGAUAUCUUUGCGCUUGCAUCGCGAACCAUUCAAGUGGGCAAACAAUUUGCUUAGCACAACCAAUAACCAUCCACAUUUUCAUUUCUUCAAGAAAAUCAAAUUCCUUUUUCUCUCUCUCACACACAAACACAAAUAUACACACUCAAUUUCGAGGCGCGAUCAAACAAUCAACAAUAAAAUAACAAAGUGCGCGAAUCAUUCGUUUUUAAUAUAAACCAUUGCAAGAAGACGAAGAAGAAGAAAAGAAAAAUAACCAAAACUACAACCAAGAAAAUUUUGUGCUAAAAUGAACGAAACGACCAUCGUCACACAUCUGCCCGAUAACAUAUUAGAAGCAAUUUUUUCUUACUUAGAUUUACGUGAUUUGCGAAAUUGUUCGCUGGUGUGUAAAAACUGGUAUAGAUAUUUAAAUGAUGAGAAUAACGAUGUGUGGCGAAUGCAUUGCAUACGAAAAUUGGCCGAAGAUGCCAUUAAAUCCGAUUUAUUGUCAUCAGUGCCAACGUAUAAGGCGAAAUUACGUGCAUUCUUCCAUGCAUGGAAUCCAAACGAUUGCUCCCGUAAUGUAUAUAUCAAACCAAGUGGAUUCACAUUGCACAGAAAUCCGGUGGCACAAAGUACGGAUGGAUCAAGAGGUAAAAUUGGAUUUCGCCAAGGGCGUCAUGCAUGGGAAGUGAUGUGGGAGGGACCGCUUGGUACAGUGGCCGUUGUUGGCAUAUCAACACGAGAGGCAUCCCUUCAAUGCCAUGGCUAUGUGGCGCUGCUUGGUGCCGACGAUCAAAGCUGGGGCUGGAAUUUAGUUGAUAAUCAUUUAUUGCAUAAUGGUGAUGCAAUUGGUAGCUAUCCAUUGCUGAACAAUGCGCCAAAAUAUCAAGUCGGCGAACGGAUACGAGUCAUUUUGGAUUGUGAUGAUAAUACCCUGUCGUUUGAAAAAAAUUACGAAUUUCUAGGUGUCGCUUUUCGAGAUUUACCUGACAAAACAUUUUAUCCAACUGUAUCAGCUGUAUAUGGGAACACCGAAGUGUCAAUGGUCUAUUUGGGUCAUCCGUUAGACGGUUAAAACAGAAAACAAAAUGCCAGCAAUUUAGAUUGUAUAUAACGUUGGCGCGCUUUAGGAAUUUGUACAUAAACACAACACUCAAUUCAGUUUUGGUUUCUUUCUUUCUUAAUUGCGCUCGCGGCAGAAAAAAAAAGCAAACAACAAAAACAGAGCCCGUUGUGCCAUUUAGCGUAAUUUACACGUUUACGCGCAAGUGACCAAAGAAAAAUGACUAGAAGCAAAACAAAUAUGUUCAUUUGUUGACACACAACUACAACAAUCAAUUAGUUUUAAUAUACUCACAAUUUUCAAUAGACCAUCUAUACUCUUAUUUGCCACCAGCCGUCGUCAAAAAUUCGAUCUUAUUCCUUGAAAAUUAUGUGUUAGAAGUGGAUGCAAAAAUGAUUUAAUUGAAACA